CUCAUAUGACCUGUAAUUUUGUCACAGCACUACUUGUCUGCUUCACACUUCUUUGCUCCCAGGCUCGUUGCAGGACGUGUCUGGCUUCAGCUUCAAGGUCAGUGCUUCUUCUUAGUGAUUAAACCCCGAUAUGUGAAUGUGCAUGUCUGGAAUGCAGAGACGAGUUUUUACAUGAUAUUUGCACUGAGGACUAAUGGAAACUGGCAUCUCCCACUGCACAGACCUAUACAGCAAAAGAAAGCCACUGAUACUGAAACAUAUUUCAACAAAUUGCUCUCAUUGCAGAUUUGUGUGCAAAACUCAUAGGUGACAAAAGAUGGCCAGUACCUUCUCACGUCUCCUGGCUGGUCGAAGAACUGUAGUUCUCUUUGCAACAGUUAGUACCGGGGCAUUGACCACUGGAUACCUGCUGAAUCAGCAAAAUGUGAAAGCUGGAUCCUAUCACAGACAAAGACUAUUUCCUCCAAGUGCAGACUUCCCUGAUCUUCGUAAGCACAACAACUGCAUGGCUGAAUGCCUCACUCCAGCAAUCUAUGCCAAACUGAGGGACAAGAUGACUCCUAAUGGCUACACGCUGGAUCAGUGCAUCCAAACUGGUGUUGACAAUCCUGGCCACCCUUUCAUCAAAACGGUCGGCAUGGUUGCAGGAGAUGAAGAAUCUUAUGAGGAAUUUGCUGAAAUUUUUGACCCAGUUAUCAAAGUAAGACACAAUGGCUAUGAUCCAAAAGUAAUGAGGCAUCACACUGACCUGGACUCUUCCAAGAUCACCCAUGGGCAAUUUGAUGAACGCUACGUCUUAUCAUCCCGUGUACGCACUGGCCGCAGUAUUCGGGGGCUGAGCCUACCGCCUGCCUGCUCCCGGGCAGAGAGGAGAGAAGUAGAGAACGUUGUAGUCACUGCUUUGGCUGGGCUGAAAGGAGAUCUCUCUGGGAAGUAUUAUAGCCUGACCACAAUGUCUGAGAAAGAACAGCAGCAACUUAUCGAUGACCAUUUCCUAUUUGAUAAACCAGUGUCCCCUUUGCUAACAUGUGCCGGGAUGGCCCGUGACUGGCCAGAUGCCAGAGGAAUCUGGCACAACAAUGACAAAACAUUUCUCGUCUGGAUCAAUGAAGAGGAUCACACCAGGGUGAUCUCCAUGGAAAAGGGAGGCAACAUGAAACGGGUCUUUGAAAGAUUUUGCCGUGGAUUACUAGAGGUUGAAAGGUUAAUUAAAGAACGAGGGUGGGAGUUUAUGUGGAACGAACGCUUAGGAUAUGUAUUGACCUGUCCUUCCAAUCUGGGAACAGGAUUGCGUGCAGGAGUCCACGUUAAGCUUGCAAAGCUCAGCAAGGAUCCUAGAUUUGCAAAGAUCCUGGAAAACUUGAGGCUUCAAAAACGUGGCACCGGUGGAGUAGACACAGCCGCUGUAGCAGAUAUAUACGAUAUCUCCAAUCUAGACCGCAUGGGCCGAUCAGAGGUGGAACUUGUUCAGCUAGUCAUUGAUGGCGUCAAUUACAUGGUUGACUGCGAGAAGAAGUUGGAGAAAGGCCAAGACAUCAAGAUACCACCACCGCUGCCACAGUUUGGAAAGAAGUGAAGCUGCUUCCAAUGAGUAUCAACUGGCCUGCCAUGUGUCUGUUGUGACAGACUUUUAACUCUGUAUAUUCAGUUCCUUAAAUACUGUAACUUGUCAAAUGGAAAAAUGAAUAAAAACAAGACCCUGUCACCAUGUUCAAUAAAAUGCUACCUGGUGCCCCAGAUAUGGCACACCUA
Molecule: messenger RNA, 1752 nt
Organism: Zootoca vivipara (common lizard)
Lineage: Eukaryota; Metazoa; Chordata; Lepidosauria; Squamata; Lacertidae
Gene: CKMT2
Product: creatine kinase, mitochondrial 2
Biological process (GO): phosphocreatine biosynthetic process
Cellular component (GO): mitochondrion
Molecular function (GO): creatine kinase activity
Source: RefSeq, a predicted model, not a curated record